Messenger RNA from Tetranychus urticae (two-spotted spider mite), 2201 nucleotides. RefSeq lists its product as uncharacterized. Lineage: Eukaryota; Metazoa; Arthropoda; Arachnida; Trombidiformes; Tetranychidae. The record is from RefSeq and is a predicted model, not a curated record.
CUUCACGUUGACCCUGUAAAAGUUGUCAAUUUACCUUGAAUCACUUCUCUUCUUUCCAUAAGAUUGAGAAUUUAUUUUUUUAUUUAUUUUCUUUUUGUUCUCACCUAAACCAAUUAUUAGUAAUUAUUAGUAUCUGUUCAUUCGGAAUCGUAAUCAACAAUUACAUGGUGAUACUAUUCUCAUCAAUUGGGAAGAGAGAAAAGGUGGAGACCUGCAUGAAGCAGGGUGAAACGCUUAAUGUUUAUGUUGUCAUCUCAUCUACACCACCAAAGUCUAGUUGUAGUCUGAUUAAUAUAGUUUAGUUGAUUUUUGUUUCUUCAUUAGAAUCAAUUAUUUUAUCUUGUUGAUUGUUACCAUUUCGUGUUAACCAUUAUAAUCAACCAUCAACCAUUAACCAUCCAUCGUUUUGUUAUCACAAGAUUGUCAAGUAAUAAUACCACCAAACCUCACUUUACUCCUGAAAUGUUCGUUUUGAUGCUUUGAUUGUUUUGUUUCGUGCACCUUUAAAUCACCGAUUGAUGCUGUGUCUUUAUUAUGUUGAAAGCAGGCGAUUUUAAGGUCUGUCUUUCAUCCAUUGAGUUCUCAGUUUUUUAUCAACAGCCUACCCCUAAAUGCUGUCCCUCAUGUGGAUAUUUCUUCUCGCCGGAAACACUUAGUGAAGUUGCCUCUCGUUACUUUCGAGAAUCAUAUUUUCGCUUAUCAUCCCUAAUUCUGGUUCUUGGUGUUGGCUCUUGGCUGUGUUACAAACUGAUAAUCAAAAGAAAGCAGAAAAUUAAACCCAAAAAACCCAUGCCUUUUUGUUCGAAUCGAAAUAUAAAUGAUCAAAUAAUUUUUGAUAGAAUGGAUAAAUUGUUCAACUAUCGAUCCUCUCCAUCUUCUUCCGCAACUGCCACGGCAGCAGCAGCCGCCGCUGCCGCUGCAGCAGCUGCUGCAGUGUACAGCAAUCUCAAUCAUCAUUCUAAUCUCAAAGUUAACUCUGCUGAUUCCCAUGGUCUUCCAUUAUCUGGAGAAACGCCAUACACUGUCUCAUAUUCAGAUUCGGACGAUGAUAUGGAAGGAGAUUACUAUAUUGAUGAAAAUGAUACCUCUUAUAUCAAAGCAAUGGAUCAAUACUCAUACCUAAAACGUCCCCACUCCAUCUCAUCUCAAUCAGGAGAAAUAGGCGAAGGAACAAUAGCCAAACUUGAUCAAUUAUUGCACCAAAUUGAGGAUAUCAAAGAAUCUGUUGGAGAAAUGAAUUCAGAUCUAUUCAAUGUCCACUCAUACGAUCAUAAUCGUCUAUUGGCUUCUAAUUCUAUCGAUGAAGAUGAUGGACAUUUAUUAACAUUGAUUGGACAGUCGCUUGAAGAUAAUCAUCCUCCAUUGGAUGUUUUAGGCGACAAAGAGGAUCCUCAAACACCAAGUUUAGAAUGGGAUUCUAAUGAUAUCAGUCUUUUUUCCGACCUCAAUAUUUACCAAGGAUCUAACACACAAGCAUCAAUUUUAUCAUCAUCACCUUAUAAUACUAGUAAUGCACUCAUGACAACAUCAACAGCAAUAAAACAAAAUUCUGCAGCACCUCAAUCUUCAUUAUCAUCUUCAUCAAUGAUUGCAAAUAGUAAAAACAGUAAUUUGUUUAAACCAUUUGGACCUGAUCAUAGGAGCCCUGUGAUUUUAGAUAAUAAUUCCUUAUCCGCCUCUUCAUCUUUUCGCAAUUUCAAUAUGGAUACCUCACUUACCAAUCAUACUGUUGGAACCAUGUCAUCAUCUGGUAUUACAUCUAUUGAUGGAUCUCUACUUUCAUCGCCUGAUCAAGAGCGAGUCCGCCUUGAGUCAAUCCAUGAUCUGCUUAAAGAGGCUCGUCGACUUGGCCUGCUCAAUGAUUUGAUCAAGUUCUUGUUGAAAAAUGCAAAUAGAGACUCAGCUUAUUUUGAGGAGUGAAAUUAACUUUAAUAAAUAAGAUACUCUAAAAUAAAAUUAUAAAUUAUGGAAAUAUAUGAAAAUUAGAGAAAAAAGUGUGCUGAUUAUAUUAUAAAUCAGAUAUAUUAAAUGGUCUGUAAAUAUGCAUAUGUUAAAAUGAGCAUGAAACUAUAUUAUAAAAAAAUACUCUAUAUUAUGUUUAUCGUGAAAAUAAUUACAAGAUAAAUUGUUUUAAUUAAUUACUCAAUUAUUGAGUCACAAAUUCUAGCCUAUUUUCAAAAUUAAAUUAGAGUUACUGUCAA